Molecule: messenger RNA, 826 nt
Organism: Sinocyclocheilus rhinocerous
Lineage: Eukaryota; Metazoa; Chordata; Actinopteri; Cypriniformes; Cyprinidae
Product: growth arrest and DNA damage-inducible protein GADD45 alpha-like
Exons: 4
Coding region: 122-595 (157 amino acids)
Biological process (GO): regulation of cell cycle
Cellular component (GO): cytoplasm; nucleus
Source: RefSeq, a predicted model, not a curated record
CCUCGUAACGUCAGAUUUACCCGGUGACAGUCAGAGAAAGAAGACCUACGAGAACACUUGUGGAUUUACUCUUGUUUUCAAAGGAAAGUUAUUCAAGUCCGUGCUGGAUUUUACGUGCAACAUGACAUUUGAGGAACUUAAUGGAGAUUACUCUGUUGAAAGGAUGGAUUCUGUGAUUAAAGCUCUGGAGGAGGUCCUGCGCUCCGCGUUACCGCAGGGAUGUAUUACAGUCGGGGUCUACGAGGCUGCAAAGUCACUCAAUAUGGACCCUGAUAACGUGGUGCUGUGCAUCCUGGCCACGGACGACGAUGAUGUGAAGGAUGUGGCGCUUCAGAUUCACUUCACUCUCAUUCAGGCUUUCUGCUGCGAGAACGACAUCAACAUUCUGCGCGUGAACAACACGCGUCGCCUCGCGCACAUCCUCGGGGGCGCGGGCAUACACGGCAGCGAGCAGAUGGAUCUGCACUGCACCCUGGUCACUGUUCCACAUGCAUCCACAUGGAAGAACCCAGCUAUGGGAAAAGUGAACCGCUUCUGCAGAGAGAGUCGCUGUAUGGAUCAGUGGGUGCCCAUUAUUAACCUUCCAGAACGAUGAGGACAGCUAAAGACAAGGGAAAACAUGGAUAAAAAUAUCUAGUAAAAAUUAUGAAAGCUAAAAAAGGUGAUCACAAAAAGGACUGAUAGUCCAGACUGGAGGAACUAGGGACUAAGCUACAGAAUAAACUGGAGGAGGAGCACCCUUUUGCAAUCUGAGAUGAUUCAGCAGUUUUUGGCUUUGCUUGUGGGACUUUUUGAGGACGUCACAUGAAGCUAAUUGUGAAUGGAA